UCUUGACUCCACAAACAUGGCGGAGGUCAUACUUCGCUGUAGCAGAAGCACUGUCAACAUUUCGCCCAAAAUAUGCAACUAUUUUCCACCGAAAUCUCCUGGGAAGCACGAAGAAGGGCUGAGGGAUGACAAAAGAGCAGGUCAUGGACAUACUUCUGUAUCUUGGGGCCACGGAGACUAUCUAGGGAUUUUCUUCCCUCAAAGCAGCGCCCGUCCAGGCUCUUGCUGGGGACAUUUAACCUUUAUUAGGACUUAUGCCAAUGGCACCAGAGAGGAGCCUCUUUACAGAAGCAAAACCGGCUACUACGACAUCCUCGGCGUGUCUCCCACGGCCACCCAAGCGCAGAUCAAAACCGCCUACUACAAACUGUGCUUCCUCUACCACCCGGACAGAAACGCCGGAAACGAUGAUGCCACCGUCCGCUUCUCAGACAUCAGCGAGGCCUACUCAGUGCUGGGCCACAAGGGCCUGCGAAAGAAGUAUGACCUUGGCCUCUUGAGUCUGCUCGACCUGACCAACAAGACCCAGGUCAGACCCUCCGCCGCCAAUCCCCCCGGAGGAGGGAGCUCAGCGGCAGCAGGAGGGAGGAACGCGGCAGUGGACCCCCGGAGUACCAUAUUUGACUUUGACAAGUUCCUUCGCUCGCAUUACGGCGACCAGCUCCAGAGGGACAGAGACAUUCGAAAACGGAAGGAGGAGAUGCUGAAGAAACAGCAGGAGUCGCUGGGCGAGAGGAACAAGGAAAGCACCAUGGAGGUGGGUGUCGUCAUGAUGCUCGUUGCCGCCAUGGUGCUGCUGAUCACCUUGAGGGGAGUGUCGAGAUGAAGUCAUACUGUUCAUUUUCCUUCAUGCACACACAGUUAAAUUUCAUAUUUAUAGAAAAUUAUGAACUAUGGGUAAUCAUUACCUCUUUAGAGCCACAAAGGUUGUGUAUUGUAUGAUGACUGCUUCUCAAAAAUGGUUAGAGGUAUUUAAAUGUGGGGAGGGGGGCAGUUGCUGUGUAUACAAUUUCCCAAAAGUUGUUUUUUUUCAGCCUAAAUUAGUAGGAUUACUCCUGCCACUGUCAAUCCGUCAUACUUUUUUUGACUUACAAUAAGUCAUGGCACACUUGUAUUAUAACUAUUGCUAUUUGUCUUUUUGGGCGGUGCAAUGUUCUAGAAUAAUGUGCCUUUUAUGUGGGUGCUUUUGUCAUCCACAUAUAUAAGUAAUGAAUGAAACAUAUCUGGUGUUCA
Molecule: messenger RNA, 1233 nt
Organism: Syngnathus acus (greater pipefish)
Lineage: Eukaryota; Metazoa; Chordata; Actinopteri; Syngnathiformes; Syngnathidae
Product: dnaJ homolog subfamily C member 30, mitochondrial-like
Exons: 2
Coding region: 17-826 (269 amino acids)
Source: RefSeq, a predicted model, not a curated record